Molecule: messenger RNA, 4194 nt
Organism: Dermacentor andersoni
Lineage: Eukaryota; Metazoa; Arthropoda; Arachnida; Ixodida; Ixodidae
Product: spermatogenesis-associated protein 20-like
Biological process (GO): carbohydrate metabolic process
Source: RefSeq, a predicted model, not a curated record
AUGUACGUACAUGCAGCAGGUACAACGUCGCGUUAUUUAUUUUUCCGAAACCGCAUGUGUGUGUGAUGAUGCGGUGUGUGCGCAGUCCGUGCCCACGCGCCUAAAUGAACUGCUGGGCUCGCGUGACAUCCUUGCUUGGGCACAGCGGCGUCCACUCGCUUUCGCGUCGAUGCCCUCGCUUGCACGAGUUUGAGAAUCGAAAGUGCUUCUGCUACGUUGCCGUUGGAAGGUCUCUGUUCGCGAACGCAUUGCCAAGGCGCUGCAGGCGACCACUGCUUUGUUUAGGCGAGAUGGCGGCUUCUUCUACUUCCUCAGCCCACGUCUCAACUUCAGCUAGCUGCAGGAAAAAUCGGCUUUCCAACGAGAAGUCUCCGUAUCUCCUGCAGCAUGCCAGCAACCCUGUCGACUGGUAUCCAUGGGGUGAGGAUGCCUUCAAAAAGGCCAAAGAUGAGGAUAAACUCAUUUUCUUGUCUGUAGGCUACUCAACGUGCCACUGGUGCCACGUGAUGGAGCGCGAGUCCUUUGAGAAUGCCGAGAUUGCCAAGCUCAUGAACGAUCACUUCGUCAACGUCAAAGUGGACCGUGAGGAACGGCCGGACGUCGACCGUGUCUACAUGACCUACAUCCAGGCCACCUCCGGAGGCGGUGGAUGGCCCAUGAGUGUAUGGCUCACACCCGACCUGAAGCCGAUCAUCGGUGGCACCUACUUUCCUCCCGAUGACCGGUACUUCGGCCAGCCUGGCUUCAAGACUCUGCUAACCAACAUUGCUGAGCAGUGGAGGCAGAACCGGACCAAGCUCAUCGACCAGGGAGACCGCAUCUUCCAGAUCCUGCAGCAGACGUCCGACGUGCGCGUGUUUGGUGGGGAGGGCGUGCCCGCCUCCCCUCGAGGCAGCGAAGGAAACCUGAGGUGCCCGUUUGCGCCCGACGUUGCCACCACCUGCUACCGGCAGCUGGAGCGGUCGUACGACAUGAUCAUGGGGGGCUUCGGGCGUGCCCCAAAGUUCCCCCAGUGCGUAAACCUGAACUUCCUGUUGCGAUACCGCGCCGUGCUUCUCCAGGGGUUGCCCCCGUCAGAAGUGAAGGCAGCCGUGGACAAGGCGCUCGAGAUGACUGUCCACACGCUGAUCAUGAUGGCGCAGGGCGGGAUCCACGACCACAUUGGCAAGGGUUUCCACCGCUAUGCGACAGACGGCAAAUGGCACGUGCCGCACUUUGAGAAGAUGCUGUACGACCAGGCUCAGCUGGCCCGUGCUUACAGCGAGGCCUACCAGGUGACUCGCGACCGGCGGCUACUGGAUGUGGCACGUGACAUCCUGUGCUACGUCGAACGGGACCUCAGCCACCCGAGUGGCGGCUUCUACAGCGCGGAAGACGCCGACUCGUACCCCGAGCAAGAGGACAAGGAGAAGAGGGAGGGCGCCUUCUGCGUCUGGGAGGAGAAACAAGUGCGUCUUCUGCUCACAGAGCCACUGCCCAGUUGCUCGGAGAAGACUGUCGCUGACAUUGUGUGCCGCUACUACGACAUCCGAAAGAACGGCAAUGUCGACCCUAUGCAGGAUCCUCAUGACGAGCUCAAGAGGAAGAACGUGCUCAUGGUGCAAGAGUCGAAGGAGUCGUUGGCCACGUGCUACGGCCUCGAGGUGGACGUGCUGGACUCCUUGUUGGAGCGGGCGAGGGAGACCCUGUUCAAGGCGCGGCUGCGGAGGCCGAAGCCACACUUGGACGACAAAUUCCUCACGUCGUGGAAUGGGCUUAUGAUAUCCGGCUUUGCAACUGCGGCCCGGACACUGAACCAGCCGAUCUACCUGGACCGAGCCCUCAAGUGUGUGGAGUUCAUCAAGAAGCAUCUCUACAACCCCAACGAGAAGACUUUGAUCCGGAGUGCCUACCGAGGAGCAGACGACUCGGUUGUGCAAGUGUCACAGCCCAUCCGAGGAGUGCUGGAGGACUACGCCUUCAUGAUCCAGGCAUUGCUGGACGUGUACGAAGCGUCCUUCGACGUGUCCUGCUUGAUGUGGGCCGAGGAGCUGCAGGACAUGCAGAACAGCCUCUUCUGGGACACCCAGGACAUGGGCUACUUUCUCAGCAGUGGCGAGGAUUCCACGGUUGUGCUGCGUCUUAAGGACGACCAGGAUGGGGCUGAGCCGAGCUCCAACUCGGUGUCCCUGAACAACCUGGUGCGGCUGUCGGUGCUGCUGCAGCGAGACGACCUGCGCGUGCGUGCCGAGAAGCUGGCCUCCGCGUACAGCCAGCGCAUGAUCCUGGUGCCCCUCGCCCUGCCCGAGAUGGUGUGCGGCCUCAUGCGGCUGCAGGCUGGGCCUCAGGAGGUGGUGAUUGCAGGACCCCGGGAUGAUCCUGGCACAAAGGAACUGCUGUCCUGCCUGCGACAACACUUCUUGCCCUUUGUCACCAUCAUUCUGGCUGACCAGGAUCCCAAGAACCCGCUGCGCGAGCGGCUGGAGAACUUCGACAGCUACACCUGCGUCGACGGCAAGCCUGCUGCAUACGUCUGCCAGGACUUCAAGUGUUCCAAGCCAGUCACAACUGCGGCCGAGCUCGAGGCGCUUUUAACUCCUAAGGAGACGUAGCUACCUGUGGAUGUAGCAUUUUAGCGUUUUGGGCAUGCUGUUAUAGGGCACACAACACAGCUAUAGCACAAACUUGUUUAGUAGGUCAAGAAAUAGUUCUUAUGCAUAGUCUAUUCCAUGUUUUUUCUACUUCAUCUGUUUGAGCUUUUGUUUUUGAUGUGUCCCAGGAUGUUGGUUGUUGAGGCGAUUGUUAUGCCCUUGUAGCGUGUUUUGGUGGCCCAGUUUUUUUGGGCACUCGUUGCACUGUUGUAUAGAGAAGUGUCCUUGGCAGUGGCAAUUGAAGAAUAAAGAUUCAAUUUUUUUCCCACUUCUCUUAUUCAGUGUGGCUUACUGCUUGAAAGACUUCUGGUGUUCUUAUAUGAAAAGUAUACAGUCGAACCUCUUUAUAACAAAUUUGCAUCCACCACGAACAUAUCUUCGUUCCAAGUAUAUAGUUGUUACAUGCUGAUAUGGUCAAGAAAUUUUAAAAAUUUGUUGCUUUAUAUCGAGGUUUCGUUUGCUUACACCAUUUUGAAUUUUUUGUAGCACUGGUGCAUCUAGUGUGCCUCAUCGUAUACUAUAUGUGACGGUAAAGCAGACGUUUUGAAUCUUUGAUAGCAUCAUGUGUGUGUUAUGCAGCAGUAUCAGUUAUUCCAGCUGUGGAAGUGUAUGCUUGUAAAUUGCAAAGCAAUAGACGGCAUGUGGCAUGAUGCCAUUUUGGAGUCCUGAAUUUAUAAUGUGAAAAAUAGUGAAACAAAUGCAGACAAGAAUAGAAUACGAUGGACACAGGAGCAGUGCUUGCUGUCUUCCAAUUCUUGUCCAUGUUUUUUUUUUUUUACAUUAUGUAAUUGCAUAUAACUAGCCAAUCUCUCAGACAUGAUGGAGUCAUGAAGCCUGACGACUGCUUUGAUGUUUGUGAAACUGUCAUCAUUCCAACUCUGCGUUUACUGCAGAAUGCCACUCAUAAUUUUUUGCCUUUGUACUUUAUAUCCUAAACUUGAAGCCCUGUUCUUGCUGUUACAAAAACAGUGACCAUAGCUUCUGGAACUGGAAUUGUAUGUGUGGCUAGCUCUUCCCAUACAUAAAUUAUGUUUUGACCUGAAAUGGUAGCUAGUGUCGUUAGGGUUCUAUAGUAGUGUUGACAUUGUAGUUUAGGGCAAGAGUUGGCAAGAGUGCUGGAGAAUUGUGUGCGUCCACACUGUUGAGACAAUGGCCUAACAUUAAUCUUGUACUGCAGUUAGCCAUAUUGCAUUUUGCCAAUAUAUAUAGUGCCCCGAUUUCCUGGUUGAAGUGUUUGCAGUGCUAGUAUGUUCUUGAGUAAUUAUGUGUGUGUGCCGGUGACUGCAUGCACUUGUGAUCUUGGUUAACCCAUAACUUCCACAAUGCCAACAACAGUGCAAGGGUCUGUAGGUUGCCUGUGCUACAAAUUGCCAUGUGUAUUUACGAGUCAGAAACGUGAAGUGCUACAUAUUAUGUGAAGUGGUUGAAGCAAUGGUUUGUUGGAAUGAGUACAGGCCAACGGGCCACAAAUGUUGCGAGCGCGAGCCCACGCACCUUAUCGUAAGCACAUGCAACAGUAAUUUAAUCGCGCAAUAAAGCUCCGAACCAUUUUUCUUUUCUUCAA